Penicillium vulpinum is the source of this 1644-nucleotide messenger RNA. Its product is annotated as cytochrome P450. Lineage: Eukaryota; Fungi; Ascomycota; Eurotiomycetes; Eurotiales; Aspergillaceae. The transcript is spliced from 4 exons. The record is from RefSeq and is a predicted model, not a curated record. The coding region runs from base 1 to 1644 and encodes 547 amino acids. Gene Ontology annotation, molecular function: monooxygenase activity; heme binding; oxidoreductase activity, acting on paired donors, with incorporation or reduction of molecular oxygen.
AUGGCCUUUAGUGACAGUAUAUUAGCAGUGGGUGUAUUUACCCUUGCCGAGGCGUAUUUCCUCCAACGCACUCUCUUCGCCGACAAAACCUUUCAAAGACUCUGUCUGAGCGCACUGGGAGUAAAUAUACUCUUAAAAGCUUUCUACGGCAUAAUAAUAUGGCCAUUCUUACUAAGCCCGAUACGGCAUCUACCGAAAGUCCAGGGCUCGAAUGUAGAACUCGUCUUCGACUCGCCACGAGGGACAAAGCCCCUCCACUGGAUAAAAACCGUCCCAAAUGAAGGACUCAUCCACAUGCGCGACAUUUUCAAUCAAAGCUAUGUAAUCCCGACCAGUCACCAAGCGCUGCUAGACGUGAUGAGCACAAACACGUACGAUUUUGAGAAGCCAUGGCGGAUGCGCAACUUCCUCGCGCGGAUUAUCGGCUUCGGGAUGAUUACCUCGGAAGGUACAGCGCACAAGAAGCAGCGCAAAGCCCUCACCCCCGCGUUCAAUAUUAAGAACAUCCGCUCGAUGUAUUCGCUCAUGUGGAGCAAGACGGGUCAGUUACUGGACGAGCUAGAAAAAGAAAUCAAGGUAAAACCGAUGGAUGGCACAAGUCUAGAGGACCAGGAGGGUAAGAUUGAAAUGGCCGAGUGGGCGAGUCGCCUCACGCUCGACAUAAUCGGGCCUAUAGCUAUGGGACGUGACUUUGGCUCGCUGCACAACAAGCGGAACAAGGUGGCAGACAGCUUCGCCAAGAUCCUCGAGCCGACUAAAGAGAAGAUGGCGUUCCUAGUGAUGAACUUUGCACUGCCGCAGUGGAUGGCAAAGCGUGUGCCGUGGCGGAUGAACGAUGUUCUAAGUACUGAGACAGCGUAUUUGCGCAGAACGUGCGGUGAGAUCGUGCGUGAGAAGCGAGCCACUCUUGCUGGAUCGAAGCUUUCUGCUCAGGAUCUCGAGGCUGAUAUUCUGGGAACAAUGAUGCUUGGUGGGGAUUUCUCGGAUACAGAGUUAGUGGAUCAGAUGUUGACAUUUUUGGCUGCUGGGCACGAAACCACCGCCAGUGCCUUGACCUGGGCCUGCUAUCUCCUCCAUCUCCACCCAGAAUACCAAACCCGCCUCCGGAAUGAGAUCCGCACCAAGAUCCCGUCAGGAAACAGCCCAAUAACCUACCAAGAUCUCGAAUCCCUCCCUUUACUCAACGGCGUCUGCCAAGAAGUCCUCCGUCUCUACCCAACGGUCCCAAUAACAAUUCGCGAAGCAGUCCGCAACACCGUCGUAGCAGGAAAGUAUAUUCCGAAGGGGACACGGGUGGUAUUAUGUCCGUGGGCAAUAAACCGAAGCCCACUUUUCUGGGGCGAAAAUGGGGAAGAAUUCGUGCCGGAGCGGUGGAUCGAUACGGAUAGGAACGGACAUUGUAUCCCGAAUAACAAUGGUGGGGCAUCGACAAAUUUUGCACAAAUUACCUUCCUGCAUGGGCAGAGAUCUUGUAUUGGAAAGGACUUUGCACGGGCGGAGUUACGUUGUGCUGUUGCUGGUGUUGUUGGGCGGUUUUUGUUUGAGAUGCAGGAUCCGAAGCAGGAGAUACAUGUUGCCGGGGCUGUUACUAUUAAGCCGGUUGAGGGUAUGCAUUUGAGGAUGCGGAGGGUUGAUGGAUGGUAG